AUACAGCGAGUGGUGGUCAUGUUUAAUUUGUUUGUUUAGCUGUUGUAAAUAAAAUUCCUGGUGGUUUAAUGUUAAAAUGGAUCAAGUAUUAAACGAACUAAAGAAUAUUCACUUAGAUUGUCUUGAUGAUGAUUGGGUCCAGGGUAUUUACUAUUCAGAAUUUCUUGAAUUCGGUGAAAUUUCCACCGAGUAUGAAGCUGCUAUUGAUGCUCAAGACAAUAUUCGUUCAGUAAUCAAGAAAAUCAUGAAAUCCUUUGAUGAAUGGCUCAAUACUGAAGAUAGCGUCGAGGAAAAAUCUUGGGCUGCUUUGUCAACUCAUGUCCGACACCAAAAACUUUUAGCCAUCAUUGCAUAUUACAUUGAUCAAGGCAGUAAGAACGUUGUUUCUAAAGAAUAUAGAAACAAUGCUUUGCUUGCAUCGCGUUUGUAUUACAAAUUGUUAUCCGUUCCUGGGUAUAAGGCCUAUCAUAUUUAUCACUCCCAACUUUUUGCACAUUCCCUUGGUUGUCUUGGAUUUCCAAAAAUUAUGUGUGACAAUGAAGAAAAUUACUUCAAUACCAAAGAGUUGACUCGGGAAGUAAAUUCAGUGAUAAGAGAGCUAAGAAACUUUGUCAUUGAUCUAAGAGCUAUAAUAGAGACGCUUCAGCUCAACUCAAAUGAUAUGAAUUUUGAAGACAUCCUGAGUAAUUUAGUAGAUAUUACUGGAGGUGCUAUUGUUAAUAAGUUGAAUAUUGAUAAAAUUGAACUUGCUAAUUUAUCAAGAGUUAUCUAUGAAAUGAUUGAUAUAUUAAUAUGCGAGGUUAAUGAAGAGCCAAACAAAGAAGCUAUAAAACUACUUUUCAAGUGCAUUCUUCCAAAACUGGUUGCAGCAUCUGUUGAUACCAGAAAUGCUAAUAAUCUUGUAAGAGCGUCGUAUGUUACGUAUUCUGGACUGCUUCUGAGUAAAUAUGGUAAAGCAGCAUUGCCUGGUUACAAUGUACUUUUGCAACAUCUCUGUUACACAUUAGAUGGUUUGGAACGCGCAGAAGUUCGCGCCGCUCGAGUCUCGUUGGUUGUUGGCCUGAUGAGUCUACUGCCACGUAAAUCUUACCGAAAUAUUGUGAAAUGGUUGCUCAAGCUGUCAACAACAUCAAAAAUCUCACAUCGUCAGAUUGCAAUGGAAAUGUUAUCCAACUUACUUAGCAAUGAACCUGAAGAAGUAAAACCUCAAGAGUCCAUACCUGAAAAGCCAGUGGAAAAUGCAGAAUCAUCUGAAGCACAACCAAGUGAACAGCCUGAAAAUACUGCAUCAGAUUCAGGAAUUGGAGACUCUACAGCUAGCACAAGUAUGGAAGUGGAGGGACAAACUAGCAGUGCAAUGAUGACUGAAGAUGAAAGCAGUCAAGAUAGUCAAGAGACUAUAAUUCCACCAAAUAAUGAGGACCAAGAAAUAACGGAGGAAGACGUGGCCGGCUUGCUCAGGCAGCGGCCGCACACGGUCCCGUACGCCGACAUCCUGCGCGCCGUGCACGAGCGCGUCAACGACGUGUCCAGCACGCUGCGCACGCGCGCGCUGCAAGUGCUCGCCGACUGCGUGGCCAGCCCGCGCGCGCCCAUGAAGCACGCCAUACGGGAUCUGAACGGUGACGGCGAAGUGUCCCGCCUAAUGGCGGUGUGCGCUCGCUGCGUGUGUGACGAGCGAGCGGCCGUGCGUCGGGCGUCAGUAGGCCUGCUGCACCGGUUGUUGACCGGCAUCGAGCCAGACGGAGAACCUACUAAACCCUCCGCUAAUGACGUGGGCAUCCUGGUAGGGUUGUGCCGGGACGCGAGUAUCUUAGUUCGCUCGUCAGCCAUCUCUGCUUUAGGCGAGCUCGUGUUGCAUACGCCCUGUGACGCGGUCUUUGACGCUUUCCUCUUGGGGCCGAUGCACCAACUCUCGGAUCCUGAAAAUAAGGUUCAGGAACAAGUAGUAACACUAGUACAGCAGAUAUUAAUAGAUCGCCUCAGGAAAUAUGACGUAAAUGUUGUCGAAGACCAGCUGCCAUGGAAGUUCUUGGCGGCUGUUACCCGGCACAACAUGAGGAGGCAUCUACAGAAAGCCUGCACACUGUUGAAUAAAUCCUCCAAAUGUAUAAGCCACCGGCUCAUAGACAUUGUGAGCACGCACCUGCGCGUGGGCAGCGACGCGCGCGACCUGCAGUGCCUGGUGCUGCUCACGAGCGCCGCGCGCCACGUCGACUACACCGAGCUCGGCUUCCUGCUCGACUACUACUACACGCUGGCCCGCGGCGACGCGGAGCACGACCCGCGCCUGAUGCCGCUGACGCUGGAGCUGCUGAGCACGUGGGCGCGCUGCCUGGGCGACGCCGCGCGCACGGCGCUGCGCGACCACCUCGUCAAGCGCCUCGCGGCCGCCGGGGACGACGGUUGCAGAAUCGCAUGUGCUGCUCUUGCGGCACAUCUCGACCCUUCUAACUUACUGUGGGCAACUGAACUAAUGCAACUGUCGGAGCGGCGCGCGCUGAACGGCGGCGAGCUGGAGGAGUGGGUGCGCGCCGCCGACCUGUCGCUGGUGGCGCCCGCGCCGCCCUCCGCCGCGCUGCUGCGGCUCUUCCUCGCCGCCGUGCCCGACCCGCCGCCUGAGUGGUGCGAGGAGCGUCGUGGCACCAGCGUGGCAGGACUAGGCCGGUUAUGCGUCCGCUCGCGCGCGGCGGCGGCGGACGCGGCCGGGCCGCUGGCCGCGCUGCUGCAGGAGCCAACGGCGCCACUGCCCGCGCGCAUCAAUGCGCUGCUGGCCCUCACCGACAUUUGCACCAGGUACACGUGCAUCGUGGAGCCGCUGCUGGGCUCGGUCUGCGGCUGCCUGGCGCCUGAGGCGGCGGCCCCGCUGCGGCGGGCCACGGCGCGCGCGCUCACGAGGCUACUCCUGGCCGGCUACCUGCGUCUGCGCACGCCGCUGUAUUACCGAUACUGCGCGUUACUAGCAGACGAAGACCACGACGUGCGAGAACCAGCCGAGUACUACGUCACCUGCUGCCUCACCACCGACACCAUAUACCAUCACUUCGUGGACUGCGUCAUAUACUACAACAAAGAGGACAGCGAGAGCAUAUCAUUCGACGCGCGCCAACUCAUCUACGACGUGAUGCUGCAGCGGUUGUCGCUAGUGCAGAAACUGAACGUCCAGUGCCGACUGGCGCGCGAAGUGCUGGGCCACGCGGCCGACGAGUGCGACGAGGGCGACGAGGAGCUCUCGCCCGCGCUCAAUGCUGCCCUGUUGGAUACUAUCACGCUACUCUGCGGGCCUAGGAUGAAGCUGCCGAAAAAACCUGAAAAAAAUAGCGGUGAUGCAGAUAUCGACGAUCUCCAAGAACGUGUAACUACAAACAUAGUGUCCCAUAAAAUGAAGCGCACCGUAGCGGAAGUACUGGUGCCGGCCGUGCUGCGGCUAUACGGACGGCUGCGCGCGCGCGGCGGGCAAGUGGCUGCAUAUCUCGUGCGCAUCGCCACCGACCUGCUCAACGACUACCGGCACGAGAUCGAGGAGCUGAUCGAGAACGACGAGGAGCUAGUGGAGCGCGUGCGACAGUUCCAGGAGACGAUCGGGCAGGCGCCGUCGUUCGGCAACGCUCGCAACCUCGUGACGGCGUCCGCGCCGCCGGAGCCCGAGACGCCGCGCGCGCCGCGCCGCCGGUACCGCGGGGCCGCCGCGCGCGAACCGCCGCGCAAGCGCGCGCUCAACAUAUAGGACGAGGCCGUGUCUGCGCCGCCCGGGCCAGACACGACUGGGGAAUAGAUUGCAAGACACUUUGUGAGGCAAAACAGCACUAUAUGUCUAGCUCUUAUCUCAGUGCCUGAGGUAUGAGAGCAGCAAUUUGUAUUGCACAAUUACUAAUAGUCCCGUUAGCCCCUUGUGGUAAGAUAAAUAAGCUUGUGUUACGAGUGGGUUCACACCACAAUAUCGUGUUUCUGUAACGUCAAAAGUCAGUGAGACUUCAGAUUUAUAUGCUCUGGCACGUCAUAAUUACGUCAAUGUUACCCCUCCCCUCAGGACUGAUCUAGCGCUAGACCUAUAGUUGCUAAUAUACUUUGAACCUAUUGCCUUAUGCAUAGCAUUAAAGUUAGCUACUUUUUUGAGUUUUUGACAAAAUAUAAAAUUUAUGAAUGGCCUUGAAUGUAAAAAAAAAUCUUGACGGAAAUAAAUAUUUU
This is a messenger RNA of Ostrinia nubilalis (European corn borer), 4188 nucleotides long. Its product is annotated as condensin-2 complex subunit D3-like. Gene Ontology annotation, biological process: meiotic chromosome condensation; mitotic chromosome condensation. Gene Ontology annotation, cellular component: condensed chromosome, centromeric region; condensin complex. The coding region runs from base 77 to 3727 and encodes 1216 amino acids. The record is from RefSeq and is a predicted model, not a curated record. The transcript is spliced from 21 exons. Lineage: Eukaryota; Metazoa; Arthropoda; Insecta; Lepidoptera; Crambidae. Gene Ontology annotation, molecular function: histone binding.